Molecule: messenger RNA, 963 nt
Organism: Seminavis robusta
Lineage: Eukaryota; Bacillariophyta; Bacillariophyceae; Naviculales; Naviculaceae
Source: the annotation of a GenBank genome assembly
AUGGAGCGUACGCCAGCAACCCAAGCCAUGAGCAACAGCAUGGAACCACCAACCAAAAAGGUCAAGAAGGAGAACGUGUCGUCAGAUGCCCCAAGCCAAGAGUCCGAGAAGAACAACAACAUGAAACCACCACAACUUGACGCCGCCACCAAUGACGAGGACUGGCAACCUUCAUGGCUGCCAGAGGGUUGCUCUAUUGUCCGUGUUCCCGUCUUGGGGGGAAGUGACAUCAAGUGUUCAUUUGCCUUUCCUGCGAACCUGAUUUAUGACAAUUUGGCGUCUCUUCUCGGUUUGAAAGUCGGCAAUGACGACUCGGAUGGUGGAUCCACCGGCGGAUCCUUCUGUCGUGGAUGUUUGGAUGUCGACAGCAAUGCUCUGGUAGAGCUACAAAUCACAUCUUACAUGUGCGAAGCAUAUGUGGCCUUCCGAGCUCAAGGCUUUGUGGAACGGCAGUUCACAGACCUGUGGCCCUUCAUGUUGCGCCUGGCAGUCCCAGAUAGUGUGCUGCAAGAUUUUUUGCUCCGUGCUGGUAAAUGCUACAUUGCAAACUCCACGAAAUACUACAUUGAAAGUUUGGGAGGAUUUGACUACGAUCAGCAACUUGAUUCAGUAGGUUUUUUCAAAAAAUGGUGCCGACCUCGUGGAGUCCCACGACAUGCCGUUCUUCUCCCUGGAACCGAGGUACCACCUACCGGUAUGUAUGUGCUCUUGCAUGAGUCUCCAGAAGAUAUCGAAGCGAUGCGAAAACGAGUCCAGAAAAAGGUUUGGGAGCAUUCGGCUGUCAAGGAAGCACUCGCGUUUGGAAACCCAAAGACCCAGCGGAAACUUCAGCGCCACUUGGUUUCGCGAAUGAUGGAGGAACGUCUCCCAUUUUACAACAUUCCACUUCUUGAUGUCGAACCAGAAGAGGACGCUGUAGUUUCCAAUAAUACCCACCAGAUGGACAACGCGGGUGAUGUCUGA